AGCCGCCGGUCAGUACUACGUGCGCUCCAGCGGGUUCUGCUGGGCUGGUCGGGUUGCUGAGCCCCGGGGCGCUCUAGAACGCGGAUGCGCCCGGACGUUCCAGAACCCUGCAGCGUUCGGACGUUCGACCAUAGAACCCCGGGACACCGACCCGCUGCUGCUGCAGCCGUGAAACUGACGCCUCCGCGGGCUGCCCGAUCCGCUAUGCACCUUCACCCUCCGGACAGAUAACCAGAGCCGCGGACCGGAGCCCCGAGCGCAGCACGUCUCCCCCCACCCCGCCGAGUGCCGCCACCCCAAGCAGCACCAUGAUUGUUGCAGGCUCCGAUUGCUGCGGCUGCACGGGCAUCAAGGGCUAUUUACCCUGCGAGCAAUGUGGUGAUUUGAGGAAUAAAGAGGACAGAGGAAUAAAAAUCCCCCGGCAGCUGGGAAGAGGCCCGAGUUCCUUCAUCCCCGUGGAGGAGAUCCUGCAGGAGGGCACGGAGAGGGCCCAGCGGCAGCUCUUCAUUGAGGCCUUCGUCUCUGCGGGGAGGGUGGAUAACAUCACCAUGGUGAUGGGGCUGCACCCGGAGUACCUGGCCAGCUUCUGGAAGACACAGUACCUGCUGCUGCGCCUGGAUGGGCCCCUGCCUUACCACAAGCGCCACUACAUCGCCAUCAUGGCAGCGGCCAGGCACCAGUGUUCCUACCUGGUUGGCUUCCACGUGGCGGAGUUCCUGAAGGUGGGCGGGAACCCGGGCUGGCUCCAAGGCCUGCACUGUGCCCCCCAGAAACUGAGGAACCUCAACGAAAUCAACAAGCUCCUGGCUCACCGGCCCUGGCUCAUCACCAAGGAGCACAUAGAGGCCCUCCUGAAGACGGGCGAGAACAGCUGGUCCCUGGCAGAGCUCAUCCAGGCCCUGGUGCUCCUCACGCACUACCACUCGCUCGCCUCCUUCGUGUUCGGCUGUGGCAUCAACCUGGAGACCGACCAGGAGGGGGGGCAUGCCUUCCAGCCGCCUUCGCCACGCAGCUGCGACAGCAGCCCAGCCUCCGAGGACGGAGUGAGCGGCUCCAGCGGCAAAGAUGCCAUGCAAGAGGUGGAGGUGCUGAUGGCGAGGAUGAAGCUGCUUCAGGAGUGCCAGCUGGAGGAGGAGGGGGUCACACAGGAGGAGAUGGAAACCCGCUUCGAGCUGGAGAAGACGGAGAGCUUGCUUGUGGCCCCUUCGGUCGACAUUGCUGAGCAUGCUCUGCCUCCCAACGUCCUGUGUUUCGUGGAGGAUCCGGAGUUUGGCUACAAGGAUUUCACUAGGAAAGGAGAGCAGGCCCCACCCACCUUCCGAGCUCAGGAUUACACCUGGGAAGACCACGGCUACUCGCUGAUUAACCGCCUGUACCCUGACAUGGGGCAGCUGCUGGACGAGAAGUUCCAGGUCGUCUAUAACCUGACCUACAACACCAUUGCCAUGCACAGCGGGGUGGACACCACCAUGCUCCGCAGGGCCAUCUGGAAUUACAUUCACUGCGUCUUCGGCAUCAGAUACGACGACUACGACUACGGGGAGGUGAACCAGCUCCUGGAGCGCAGCUUGAAAGUCUACAUCAAAACUGUGGCCUGCUACCCAGAGAAAGCCACCAGGCGGAUGUACACCCACUUCUGGAGACACUUCAAGCACUCCGAGAAGGUGCACGUGAACCUGCUCCUGUUGGAGGCCCGGAUGCAGGCGGCCCUGCUGUACGCGCUGAGAGCCAUCACCCGCUACAUGACCUGACGGGGCUGCGUUCCCCACGCCCUGCCAGGGACGCGCCGCGCUGCGGGGGAGCCUGACUUCACCGACGUGGGUUUGGGAUCCGUCGGGAAAUACUCUGGGCCCCCUGGAGCGAUGGGCCUGAGGGGCUCCUCCCCCCACUCUCCCUGGGGCCGUUAGACACCGAACUACUCAGCCCCUUCCCCGUGUAACGAAGAACCGCCUCCGCCAUGCCCAGUGUUCCCGCGGAUGCUGCCCGGCAGGAGCCAUCCUGGGGCCUGUCAGCCAGGCUGCCGGACUCCACGGCCGGACUCCACAGCAGGACUCUUGCCGCUGCCUUGAAGUGGACGUGCCUUUAUAGUGUUAGCGUGUAACGAAAUCAGACUGAGCUCCCUCCCUCCCUCGCUGGCUGCUGCCCCCUCUGUGCCGCACAGGCCCAUCCUGAGGCUGGUGACUAGUGCAAUGGACAGCAGAGAACUGAGAUGCCGGGCCUGGGGCUGCUGAGGGGAAGGGAAGGGCCUUGCCUCGUACCAAAGGGCGCUCUGCCGGCGGGCUUACCCGGCUCCCACGAACGUGCGUCUCUCUUCUCCCUGCCCCCAUGGCCCAGCGUGGCCUCUCCGCGUGUGUUGCUGUAAGGCUGAGAGCCGUCCCGCCGGGCACUGGCCAUCUCCCACGGGGCCCGGUGGGGAGGGCCAAGGGCACAAAUUCCCCCAGCCCCAUGCUGCUGCCACGGCCACCACACUACGUUUCUUCUUGGCCGAGUGCCCCCUGCUCCUGCUCUCCAGAGCUUUGCUCCACUGAAUGCCUUUGGGCUGGGGAUGGAGGGAGAUCGGGGCACGGGUGGAAUGCCCAUGUCUGUGGGGCUGUUCUGCCCAGCCCCUGCCUCAAAGGGCGGGCAGGCGCUUGUCCGGGUAGGGUAACCUGAAGCCCACAGCCCCUUCCGCAGUGCUCAGCCCUGCAGACACGCCCCGGUCGGGCCGUGCACUGGGUGUGAGCCUCUCCGCCCGGGCAGUAGAGUUUGGGCCGGAAGCUCCUGCUGUCAGGGCCUGGGGGAGAGCCCCUGUGGACGUGAUCCCCUGCACUGCUGACAGGGGUCUCCAGUUCAGGGCUUGGAAGUGCCCAGUAGAAGCAGGUCUUGCCCGGGGGUGGCAGGCUGCAGCAACCUGGGCGCGUUUGUCUUGCACAUAUCCUGUGCCCUCAUGGUCCAUGGCGUGUGCAAGUCUGGCUCCCCUUCCUCUGAUCAGCGCGGUGUGGGGGGGUCUGUGCCGUGUGUGCGGAGAGCUAAAGGGUGAAACCUCCCCAGAACGUGUGUCCCUCCCGCUCCUGGCACCAGGCCGCCCUAGCCACGCACGGAGGUUCGAAACUGUGAAGCAAACUUGGAGGCUGCUCUCUUCACCUCUUGCUACUUGUACCUGGCUUCGUCCUGAAACCAGCCUCAUCCGCUCGCCCCACCCACCUCCGUCCCCUCUCUCAAGUGUCCCGCGUUUCAGCCCCCACGUUACCUACGUUCCUCCCAUGUCAGGCACCCCGUCCUCUCUGCUGCUGAAAAGUCUUGUCUCCGAAAUAGCCCUUGCUCUGAGGUCCUAGGAUGCAGGCGGUGUGUGCUGGAGGUGGGGAGCAUACACCGUGUGACGCUUUCUGAACGAGGCCUUUUUCUUUGUGCCUGUCAUUUUGGGUCUGUUUUGCGCAGCGUCCCAUGUCUGUUCUUGGUAGGUCGAGAGGCCCUGAGGGUAAAUUCACCCUCAGCGAGGCCUAUGUCCCGCUUACCGCCCUCUGUUCUGAAGCGGGACGUAAGUGGUGCAUCGGCCUAAUGCUAGAACCUCUGCACAUGGGUGAGUUUCCCUCCUCUUGCCAAAGACAGAGGGACCAUUUGCCUCUUGAGUCCACCCAGGAGGGCUGUGAGCAGCUCCACUGUGGACUCCACACCAGAACCAGCCAUUCAUUGCAGGAGUCAAACUGGGUGGGGAUUCUCAGGGUCUUUCUUAAUUGCUGUCAAUAUUUCAAUUAGCUAGAAACACAAAUGAAAUCAGCCUGACUUGCUGGCUGCUGUAAGAGAGACUACAAAGAGGGCAAAUGCUUCUGGGGUGAUGUCCACUUAAAACCAGGCAUAGAGCAAUUGAGACUUACGACCCACUUUUUCUGCCCGGGGGCAGAUCUUCUCUGGUCACGUUCCUUUUUUUUGGAAAGCAUUACACGAUGCAGGAUAUCGCGUGUGUUCUACAUGCUGCGUUGUAAAGCAAGGACUAUGUACACGCACCCUUGGGGUACAAUGCACGUGUGUAAUGCGUAUGUGUAUAAUAUAUACACUCCAUUGUAAAGCAAGGUUUGUGUACAAACAGACUGGGCUAUAUGUGUGUUUUUUAUUUUUACACACACACACGCUCCUUGCUCUUGCAAUGCAGAGUGUUGUGGGUGUCUCCUUUUCUCCGGCUAGAGGCAAUCCCUUUGCACAAGCGUGGGACCACUCUUCCCCCACUGUCGCACUGCACAUUCUGACAGCUGAUGCGCUGUGAAAUCAAGACGGUUAGCGCUGUUUGAGAUGGGCUGCCCCUGCUCCUUCAAGCUGGCUUCUCUUUCCCACGCCCGCGUGCGAGGUGACGUGCUCUUGCCCUGCUGGCAGGCUUGCACAGGGUAAGCUCUGGACAGCAGUAUCCGUUUGUGUUUGUGAAGUUGGCCAGUCCCCGUAUGCCAGUAGGGAGGGAUGGGAGACUGCAGUGUGUGAGACUUUGGAGGGGCGGGGGGAGGGGUGAAGCAGAUGUCUGUAGCUUUAUCCAGAUGUGCCACAGCAUUUCACACUCGUGCAGGUCACUGUGAAAUGCCCACUGUCUGAGCUUUGCCGGUCGGCAGCCGUUCCCUCCUUCCCACUCUUGCUUUCCCUGGAGUGUCUAGUGUGUGGAACUGACAGCCCCGCCUGUCGCUGUGGUGAAGGACCGGUCGCAGAGCCGUCAUUCUGUGUAAGUUAUUGUUUUUGGAUGGGUUUCCUCCCAAGUGGGGGUGAAAAUGCUGAUUGUUGUGACUUUGUUGCCAAUUCUGUUUUGAUGAGAA
Molecule: messenger RNA, 4772 nt
Organism: Terrapene triunguis (Three-toed box turtle)
Lineage: Eukaryota; Metazoa; Chordata; Testudines; Emydidae
Gene: SESN2
Product: sestrin 2
Exons: 10
Coding region: 309-1751 (480 amino acids)
Biological process (GO): cellular response to leucine starvation; positive regulation of macroautophagy; regulation of response to reactive oxygen species
Cellular component (GO): nucleus
Molecular function (GO): oxidoreductase activity, acting on peroxide as acceptor; L-leucine binding
Source: RefSeq, a predicted model, not a curated record